AUGUCCUCCAUCCCAGUGAGGAGGACAACGAGAGUAGUGCGUGCCACAAAAGACACUGAGAAUGCUAAUGCACGCCCAACGAGAGUGGCCGCGCGUUUGAAAACUGGGGUUUCCACUGCCGCUUCCGCGACUACCCGUGCCACAGCGUCGACCGCAGCAUCAAAGGCCAAGUCUGUGCUAGCCGAUGCGGGAAAAGAGGAGGGCGGCGUAAAGAGGAAGAGGGAAGCCUUGGUUGAAGUCACUGGUCUGGUUACCAACAAUAAACCAAAAGACUCCGCCGUAUCUGGUGCAAAAGGAAAGGAGGCGGAGAAAUCGAAAGAGCUCGCUGCAAAGACGAAGGGUGUCGUCAAAGCUCCAGUUAGGCGUUUGGUCGCUGGAGUAGCGACGAGGCGAACGGUCAAGGCUGCUGUAGAGUCCACGGCAGCGGUCACGACCUCGUCGAAGACAAGCACUCAACCCGCUGUUACGAGGAAAGCGUCUGUUGACCAUGGGGAGAAAAUGGUGGUUGAUCAACCUCGAAAGGUGACUCGCACCGCUGGAAUUGUCAAGGAAGAAGAUGAAGAAGCCACUCGAGUUUCAAAGAGGCGCCAUACCGAUGAAAUCACCAUCGCUAAACCAGUUCUUGACGACUCACAAGCCGAGGCGGACAAAAUCGCUGCUGAGCUUGAAGCUGCCGACGCCUCCAACGCCCCGCAACUAUGGGACGAUCUUGAUGCAGAAGACUGGGAUGAUCCUGUCAUGGUUAGUGAAUAUAUUGCGGAAACCUGUGUGUAUCUUAAGGAAAUUGAACUUGCGUGCAUGCCUGACCCUAAUUACAUGGAAAAGCAGGGGGAGAUGACAUGGGAGCAUCGGGGAAUUCUUAUUGAUUGGCUUCUCAUGAUUCACGCCAGAUUCAAUCUCGUUUCGGAGUCUCUCUUCCUCUGCGUCAACAUCCUUGAUCGGUUCUUGAGCCAACGCCCCAUUUCUAUUUCGAAGUUGCAGCUCGUUGGCAUUGCGUGCUUCUUCGUUGCGACAAAAUUCGAAGAAACUUACGCCCCCUCUGUGAAGGAGCUUGCCUACCUCGCCGACAACCAGUACACAAUUGAAGAAAUUCUCAAAGCGGAGAGGUAUCUUUUGAAAAUUCUUGACUAUGAUCUGAGAGCCCCAGGCCCAAUGACAUGGCUGCGCCGCGGUAGCAAGGCGGACGACUGUGAAGUCCGUGCUAGGACGAUUGCUAAAUAUUUAUUGGAAAUUGGCUUGGUUGAAAGGCGGUUGAUCGGUAUAGUACCUUCAUUGAUGUCGGCUGCGUCUCUCUGGCUUGCUAGGGUAUCUUUGGGACGUGAACAAUGGACUCCAAAUCUUGAGCAUUACACAACAUAUGGCGAGAAAGAUAUUCUGCCUAUUGCUAGCAUCCUUCUGGAAUAUAUUAUCACCAACCCAAUCCAGCACGAUUCUUUGUUCAAGAAAUACGCGCAUAAGCGUUUCUUCAGGGCCAGUGCUUACAUUCAGAGCUGGGCUUUAGAACUCUGGCCUGAAAAUGGAUCAGUCAACUUGGAAAAAGAUGUGGCUGAUAUCAAGGAAGAAUGCCAACGUGCAAGCCUGCGAAUCGAGGCAUAG
Psilocybe cubensis is the source of this 1596-nucleotide messenger RNA. RefSeq lists its product as uncharacterized. Gene Ontology annotation, biological process: regulation of cyclin-dependent protein serine/threonine kinase activity; G2/M transition of mitotic cell cycle. The coding region runs from base 1 to 1596 and encodes 531 amino acids. The transcript has 5 exons. The record is from RefSeq and is a predicted model, not a curated record. Gene Ontology annotation, molecular function: cyclin-dependent protein serine/threonine kinase regulator activity. Gene Ontology annotation, cellular component: cytoplasm; centrosome; cyclin-dependent protein kinase holoenzyme complex. Lineage: Eukaryota; Fungi; Basidiomycota; Agaricomycetes; Agaricales; Agrocybaceae.